AGUUGAUAUUGUCUUUAAGAGCUAUAUAAAAGGGAACGUGGACAUUUAAUAUCAAUUUUCUGAAAACGAAGAAGACAUAUGUUGCAUCAGGUAAAACUUGAUUAAUUGUUUGAUAGUCAAGUUAUAAUUUGCGUUAUUUCAUAAAAUAAAAUAAAAUUGCUUGGUUUAAAGCACUUGUAUAAUGAAAUGUGGGAAGUAGUGUAUUAAUUUUUUGGGAGAAUGAACCGGGGACAUUUUUUGGAUAGUAAUAUAAUUGUUCUAAUUUGGAUAAUGUUGGGUAUUUGAAUUCUCGAAAACGUUACGAUGUGCGCCUUGUGUACCGAUCGGGACGAAUUCGACCAGUGCCUGGUAUGGUUUUAUUGUAAUCGAUGAACAACGAUGAAUAAUCCGGAUGAUAACUAUGAAGCCAGUCCUUUUGAGGGUGUUCGAUAGUAAACUAUAUUCACGAUCAGUGUGUUAUAGUUACUACCUGUAUGGCUGCAUGUUGACGACCUUGUACAGAUCGUAAACAAUAUUAUAUUACGAUCCAAUCUCGUCUCGUAAUAUGAGGAAGGUACGCUUAAUUCAUUUUGUGCAUGCUUCCACUAAAAUGUAACCCAAAACUUGUAACCCAACGAUAAUGCUACAAGUAUAUGCAAAUGCACAAAUGUAUGAUGUGCUCAGCAAUUCCGCCUGUCUUCGUGUCACAUUUUUUUGGCAAGUAAGAGCGGAUUUCUUUUAAAUACGGUAUAAAUUUUUCUCCCACCAUCAAACGUCUUGGGAUCAUAUUUUAAAAUCUUUUUCUUUGGUUUUCGGAUUUUUGACAAAAUUCCAUCAAAACCUUUCCAAAACAAAGUUUUCCGCCUUCUAUUUUCAAAAACCAUGCACCCUUAUACGUGAUAUGGUUCACGUUUGAGAAGCAAAACAGAUUUCUGUAAUUGCAAUGGUCCAUGCAUGGUUGAGUGUACACUAAAAUGGAUUGGCCAUUCUUUUUGUUAUAUGGUAUGAAUAUUGGCGGCAAACUAAUCUUUAUUUAAUUGUAAAUACUUUUAGAAAAUAACACAAAAUGAAAAUCCUUCCAAUAUUUCUCGUCAUUCUUCCGAUAUAUUUUGAAGGUAUGUAUAUGAUAAUUUAAAUUUCCUACCCGAGAUAUACUGACAACUAUGAUAUAUUUAACCAUUAUUCGCCGAAGGCGAAGUGAUUACUUGUGAAUAUUCACCGAGACGAAAUCGAGGUAAAUUUUCAUCGUAAUCACUGAGCCUGAGGCGAAUAAUUGUUUUAGUAUAAAUUUUUAAUGAAUAAAACAAAAUAUCCAAGUUAUCCAACCAUUAGUUUAAUUAAAAUGCAGAAAUAAAUCUGUUUUCGGCCGGUUUACAGUUACUGCAUGUUUUAGUGUCGCACUGUUUCUUGUACAUGCACGCUUUCAAAAUGGCUUCCUGUGUAACUUUAUUGCUUUAUUACAAAUUUGUUUUUCUAGAUUUCUGCUUAGAAAAUAAACACAAUGAUGGAAUGACUUUUUCACCAGAAUUAAAAAAUAGUUCCUGUUUAGCAUUAAUUUGUUCAGGAAAUGGCUGAGAAAUUUGGUAAAAUGAAAUGUAAAACCAUAUCGUUUGAAAUAUGAAAGUUUUAAAUUAAUACACUUUUCACUUUACAAGUUUCAAAAAACACAAUUAUUAUAGUACAACACAGCGUCAAGACACCAUACAGCUCAAUGAAAACACGAAAUAUCAAAAGAAACAGUAUCGUACAAAUUGAGACAUUUAUAGGAUGCAAAACAAAAUGGUUUUAAAAAGAAUAUCACGGUUUUUCCCAACAGUCGGGACAGUUUUUGCUAUUUGUUUAAAGCAAACGUUUCGGAGUUUUAUAUAAGUUUUGAAUGUUUGACACAGUAAAAUAAUAGAAAUCCUACCUUUCAAGUUAAAUACAAUAUUUUGUGCUUUUUCGUUUUUUGGGACGAUUUUUCAAUAUUUUUGUCGAUUUUGAAACCAAAUUUGCUGAAUAAUUCUUUUUGAAAAGCAUUAUUUACUAGUCUGCUAGUAAAUAAUGCGUCAGAUUUACUAGUCAACUAGCCAAUCAGAACGCGCGAAAGCUCAUUUGAUAUGCAAAAUUUAUACUAAAAUGAAAUGUUAAUUGUUUUAGAACGUUCGACAUCCAGUUCGAUAUUACUAAUGGUACAUUAUAAAUGGUCUAGAUGGGUUCUGUAGAUGAAACUUUCUAGACGUAAUUUUCAACUCUUUUAUACACCUAAUCAGGAACAGUUGUGGUAAGGCUUUUCCUAUGCACAAACACUCUGACAGAAGUUGAACUGGCGGGCUUACGAUUCCGGUGCAGUUCUCUUGAGAAAGCAGAACUACAGAGUGAAAUUACUGAGCAUUGGUUCAUGCAGAAAGUACUUGUAUAGGAAUUGAAGCUGCGAAUAAUUUAUGCGCUAGAGCGGAAUGCCAGCUCAGGGGGUGCUUAAGAAGUACAAGAACGAAGUGAGAUCUGGAAAUAAAUUUCUUUUUGCGCUCUCCCACAAUUAUUCGAAGCACCAAAUGCAUAAGCAACUUUAGUUGUGGGAAACAAAGCAGUGCUGUCGCAAUGGACUUUUAAAGGGAUUUCCUUACUGCGGCCGGGUAUAUAUAGCCUAUAACCCAAUCCUCGGUGCUUGUGAACAGACAGAUGUGGUAUGAGGGAUAUAGGAGAACCGGAAAAACCCAGGGCAGCGGGGCAGAAUCUCGAAAUCUCACCUGUUCUUGCCAAACAUGCCUAAAAAUAAAUUUAAAUCAGCAUUACUCAGAAGAAGAAAUGUGCAGAGAGGCUGAAAACGUUUGUCAUAAUAACGAUUUUUAAUAAUUAUAAUAACAAAAUAAAAUAAUUUAAUAGUAAAUUGCUUGCGUCAUUCGCGUGCGCGUGUAUAUAAUAGCAACUGCUAUAUUGAUGCAGUUUUCCUAUGAACUUCUAGAUUUAUUGAUAUUUUCAGAAGAGACUGCACUCACUCUGUCUGUUGUUCAUUUACUAUUAUAAAGGCUUUCGCUUUAUUUUUUAUCAGUGAAAAUGAAGCAAUCUGAUUGGCUGAGGAGCCUUUCAGAGCGGGCCGGUUUUUAAUUUUUGCUCCUGCCUGCUCUGAAGCGCAACUGCUCGCUGUGAAAUGCAAAUGCCCGCUCUGGUUUUCGCGACAAAAAAUGAGGAGUGAAAUAAUCUUUAAACGAAAAAAAUCUGCCCAAAACGUUUGAAAAACAUAACCUAACGAUAGUCAGAAUACGAAAAUGAAUUGCAUCAAGCCCUGAAGACUCCAUUUUAAGCACGAUGUACACCAGUAUUGACAAUAUUUUUAGAAAAAUGCGACUGAAAGUCGGAAAGUUAUUUAACAUGUAUUAAAAACUUACGUCGAGAAAAUUAUAAUGCUCAUGUAUUCGGUCACUUAAAAGCGAAAAAAUUACAGAUUAACAGAUAUUGUAAAAUAAAUGUUUUCCCAUUUAUAAGAAGUUUUAACUGCAGCAGUGAAAACAAGUUACGAAUAUAUUCUCUACUCAUUUUUGUCAUGCAUUUUAAACUGAUAUAAAUAUUGUAAACAAAGUAAAAGUUUGUGUUUAAAAAUACUUUUUUCAGGCACAUUAUCGCGCAACGACGAGAAAAAAUACAAAAAUAUAAAAAUAACAUACCUUUUUCUUGAUUAAAUCAAAACAGAUUCAUUUUUAUCGGAUCGGAACAUGAACCUGUCGUUGUUAGGAGCAAUUGAUUUUGUCAAAUCCAAAGCGCCAGCCAUUCUCUGCAUAUUCAUGAAAAAACAUAUACAUUUUUAAUGAAACCAUACGUCUUUUUGUGUGUUUCUUGCCAGUUUUCUCGAGUUUUCGUAUUCCUGUUUAUAUCUUUCAACUUUUUAAUUUUUGUCAGCCUCGCUUUGAAAAUUCACAACUGCACUGACCCCAAAUUAGUUCGCAAGCAACACUGGAAUUUAAAUGAAUUUAAUUUUUACAUCUGAUACAAGAUAAACACGUUAUUUACCGGCAGCGUCGGUCCGGAUGAGAAAUACUGUGCCCUCGGUCGUUUUCAAGACCUCGGGCGCAGUAUUUCUCAUCCGGACCUCGCAGCCGGUAAAUAACAUAUGCAUGCAUGAUCACGCUCCGAGCUUUUCCAAUGCUUGAUUUCUCGAAACUUUUAUCUGAUGAUUUCUUCCGAACCUGUUUACAUAAUCUUUUCUUCGUCAAUCGUCCACCAAGAGGACCAACGACGAACGACAACGAUUAGCUCGAGCUGAUUCCUCACCGUUACGCAUCUCAUGCACUCUCAAACUUGUAAAAUUUAAAUUUAGGGUUUGAUUUCCGAAUUCAUAGACUGUAUAAAUUUUAUCUCAGGUUGAUAGAAGGAAUUAAUUAUUACCUUUUGUAAAGGCAUCAGCUCUUUAAAUAUACGUGCGCCGCCGCUUUCCCUCGUAAACAUACCCGUAGGAUAGCAGAGGUUUCCCCCAAUGUCCCAGUGGUUCCGCUGCCCCUUGGAAGGUUAUUAUGUAACUGUACGUAAAAAUAUAAUCCAUGUGCGAUGCUUGUGAUGUUACUCUGAGUGUAUAUCCAUACCGGGCAGGCUUGAAAAAAUAUGCCUGGCCACGGUGGAAAUCGAACCUACGACCUUUGGAAUACUAGCCCAAUGCUCUGCCAAAUGAGCUACGCGGUCAAGUCACACGGUCAUGUCAUGCGACCUGACCGCGUAGCUCAGUUGGCAGAGCAUUGGGCUAUAUAUUCCGAAGGUCGUAGGUUCGAUUCCCACCGUGGCCAGGCAUAUUUUUUACGCCUGCCUGGUGUGGAUAUACACUCAGAGUAACAUCACAAGCAUCUUAUUCACCUGAGUACACCACACCAAAACAGAAAAUAUCAUAAUCCAUGUAAGUUAGAUGCAUACACUUUCUUACCAUGGCUACAUCUGAUAAAACUGUUAAUCUUCCGUACAGGAUCGGACGCAACAUGCGGCUGCGAAUAUGAAUACAAGAAAGUUGGAUGUUAUGAAGACAGAGAUGUUGAUAGGGCACUACCUGAGAUGUUGGCGAAUGAGAGGGACAAACACAGUAUAUAUUACAAUGGCCACGACCUCAAUUGGUUUGACUGGCAUAAUUAUAUGCCUCAGAUGGUUUGUCGUUGUGCGGAACAGGCUAUGAAGAAAGGAUAUAAAUAUUUCGGUCUUCAGUACUGGGGUAAGUAAGAAAUUAAAACCAAGAAAAGUAUAGUUCGAUAUUCAUAUGUGGCUCAGCCGUUGUUCUGAGAAAAAUAAAACUCGCAGGCAACGAGAUAGGAAUUUUAUAUUAUUUUCUUCUUCAUGCAUGGGUAAUUAGUAAAAAUUAAGUCUCAUACAGGCAUGGUAUACACUGCAUGUCCAAACUGUUCCCAUAAUAUUGUAGGCGAUUCCUAUACAGAUUGCAUUUAAAUUGGAAGCGAAUAUUACUUUGAACUUCUAUCACGCUCUUUUCUGUGCUGGAUCAGGAGAAUUUCCUUUUUUGCUAAAGCUUUAGCUAUACCUAGAUUGAAAAAUCACUGAGUGAAAUAAAAUGAUUUAUCUCCCCAAGCCAGUAUGUUAUAGAUAUUAACCUUUGACAUUUGUGUGGGGUUUACCUGCAAACAUCAAUAAACAUUAAUAUUGCUCGGAGACGUUUUGUUGCAUGUUGUUAUUUUAAAAAUACUGUGCAGCAAGUUAUUGCAACUUUUUACUCACGGGAUGCUUCUUGGGGAAGUUAAUGAAGAGAAUUUGCAACCUCGCUCCCAGGACUUCAGCGUGAGGACGAGGGGAGUGACGAGGAAGCCGGUCAUGUGUCUACCCAAAAAAUGGCGGUAUUUGACAGCUACUCGUCAAGGAGUGGCGAGAUAUUCUUAAAUGAAAUAUAGAAGUCUUCGAAACAAAUAAAUAGCGAAAAGACUUCUCAAUCGAUAUUAUUUAUGUGUAGAGCGAAGUUUGGCACGAAUCAGCUGAAAUUUAUGAAGACCCAAUCUAUGUUUUCUGAUAUUUCUGGAGAUUUUCAACUACAGGCAAAGCUGCAUCAAAUCUGCAUCUAGGCGUCUCCGUGAAUUAAUUCACACGAAAUUUGCUUUCUCUCGUCUUGAACAAUAUGGCUAUUGCCACAAUUAAUAGUUAGUUUAAAUAUGCUCUUAUAGAUCUGACUUAGUUCAAUAUAAAUAAACACAAAGCUAAAACCUCCCAUAACCUGUUUACGCUGCACAGGAAUAUACGGAUUCGCUUGUUUCGCCGGACACCAACACUUGCCGUUCAGGAGCAAUACUUGCCUACAAAUUUUAUCCCCUUCACAAUCUUUGUUUUAUUUUACCGGGUAUAGUCGCAAUUUUUAAGUAUACGGCCAUACGGGAUAUUCUGAAACUGUAAAACUCGGUGGCGUGACGAAUCUUGUAGGGACUACAUCGGCCUAGCCUUAGAGCUAUUAAGUAAACAGGGCCUAAAUUAAUUUAGUAGUUUCAUUUAAUUGUUUGUCUUGCUUUUAUUUGUCAGUACAGAAUAUUGUAAAUUAAAAUAUUACUAUAAUGCCAUAAGCGUAGUAUUUCAUCAGACAUCUGCACUACAUUAUAAAUACUGUACAAGGAAAACUACAGCUUAAAUAAUAGUAGACGUUUCUUGUUUUGUCAGGAAACAUCACAGCUCACUUCCACACGGCUUUGAGUUUUGUAAGCGGCCGAGGCGAAAGUAAAUCAUGUAGUCGGGAAAAUGUCUUACUUUGAAAUAUUAUUUUUGGAAACAUUCUCGUACACACAAGAAUCAUAAAAAUACAAAUGUUGAAUUGUUAUUGUCAACUGGCAAGUUCAGUUAUUUUUAGACAAUAUGGUGUUAGCCAAUCAGAAUGCAAAAUUGACCGGCCCAGACCAGGGCUUCCUCGUCUGUCCCCUCGUUCUCGCACUGAAGUCCUGGGAACGAGGUUGGAGAAUUUGUUGAUUGUCGUCUCUAAUGAAUUCACGUUUAAAAUUCCUAGACUACAGGUUUCAACCGACCGGAAUGUGAAAUGAUAUUCGUCUUUUCGCGCAACGAGGUUGGUUCCGCAUAUACGACCAGCUGUCAGAGCUUAGGGUUGCUAUCACUGUCACCUUUUCUCCUUACAACUGAUAAAUGUGGAAUUUGAAGUUUUAUUACUUCCCUUCAUUAAUUUUACGUUGCUUUCGCAUAAUAAUUACACAAGAGUUAUAGUACUGGGAGUAGUUUAAAGGACUAAAUUAGUAUCACAUCUGGAAUUCGCGGGCUCAAACUCCUGCUGGCGGCCAUUUUUCGGGACGAAUAGAUUAUAGAUGAUCUGGAAAGUUUUAACAAUCCGUCAUAUAUUUAAACCAAACUGUUAUAAUCCUUGCUCUUUUUGUGUUAGUUUCAUCAGAAAUGUACCAAACAAGGUAUUUUUAUCGCUAUUUGUUGUAUUUGAGUAAAAUGUAAACAAUAAUAAAAGCCCGCAAUGCAUGACCCUGACACUAAUCCUUUAACGCAGACGAAUUAUAACUCAAGAAAUAGCUGUAGCUACUGAUUAAGGUCUCCGAAAACCGACAAGGGAAUUCCUAAAAAAAUGUUUUAAAUAUAGCGGGCAAAGCUUUGGAAUAACCUUUCUCGGUUAAAAACAAAUAUUAAUCUUUGAUUCUGUUACUAAUGUUAAUGUAUGCAUCGGUCACACCUGCUGCAUAUAAUUGUCAUGCACUCUUGUGAAUAGCUUUUCUUUGUUUCUACGUAUUUUCUUGUAAAUACUUUGUAUAUAAAUUGACGACGCGCCCACAUGAAAGCCAAUCAUGAAUGAAGUAUUUAAGUUCAACCAGAAUCCUCAAAUGUUGAAUAAGUCAACCAUCAAUGGCACUAUAAUUUUUUUUUAAAAUUUCAGGUGAAUGUUGGUCUGGCUCGUCGCAAGCGCAAUACAAUAAAUAUGGAGAAGGUGGUUCUUGUUAUGGGCCAGAAUACAAGAUGUGUGAUUCACGGGAUAGCAACUGCGUUGGGGAUCAUCUUCACAACUUUGUGUAUGAAAUUGGUAAGUUCUAAAUUCAUCCAAAACUAAAUCUAAACCAGUUGUUUCGUCAGAGAUUGUCUAUACUGCAAGUUGCCAGUUUCGAGUUGCAAGUUUCGAGUUGCAAGUUGCGAGUUGCAAGUUGCGAGUUGCAAGUUGCGAGUAUAUUGUUAGUUUUUAAUAAUAUCAGGCUUAAUUUUAAUCCUGCAGGGAACAGUAACCUAGCUUUGAACAACCGACCCAGGUAUCUACACCUGUGGUUUACACUAAUAUUGGAAACUGUAUGAUGGAUGGGUUUAUAGCUUUGUCUCAAUUUCUCCCCAAUUUCCCCCUUUUGAAAGAAAAUUUGGUUUAUUUAUGUAUUUCAGUUGAAAUAUUUUAACAGCAGUUGUACUAGCGUUAAAAAAUUACUUGAAUUUAGGGUUCCGAGUGUUCAGAAUAUUCAAUUUUUCCAAACGAAAAUGACUACAGUAUAUAAACAAACUGUGUCGGUGUCUGGUCAUACUUACUAAUAUAAAAUCAUUUUAAGAAUAGAAAGCACAAAAUGCUCUGGAUAACUACUUGAUUUAAAAACAGAAACGGCAAAUAUAUAAACAUUUACGUUGAUUUUGAAUAUAAUUAGAAAAUACUUGAACAUGCCGAUGGUUCUAAAGUCGGUUACAGCCGAGCAAGCUAGUUUUCUAUGACAAAUUUUUAUGUGACAAAUUUAAUUUAGUCGUGUGUAGUUGACCAACAUUAUUUCACUUCGUGGCAACCAUGUGGGAAGUAUACUUGGUUUCUGGUUUGCAUGUAUUUGAAACUCUGAGACAUACAGAUACAUUACUACCAAAAAAAGUACCGAAGCAAAAAACAAUUGCCCAAUACCGAGAAAAUUAAUAGGUGCACAAAUUGUAUUACAGCAAAAAAAUGGGAAAUUUUGUAUUCAAUUGCAAUAAAAAUUACUUGAAUUAUCAGAAAACGUACAAAAAACCGCAAAUAAAACUUUUAAAUUAAACAGUUUUUUGAUUCUUCAAAUGGUCUUUCAGUCAUUGCUGUUUUCAAUGUGAAAAUUGGACCGAAUGUCGCAAUGAGGACUGGGUAGCAGGUCAAGAACGCGUUUGAGAUAACAGCUGGGCGUUUUAUACGUAGCAUGCGCGAAGAGAAUCAAUAUGGCUACACAUUAUUAGGAGUGCUUCGUGGAUUUAUCUGGUUUUAAAGCUGAUAUAACAACAUUUCAAUGAACGAAAUUACAACAUCUAGCACAUUUUUCCCACGAAUAGCUCAGGUUUUAAUAAAACAAAGUAUGAUUUAACUUUCAUAAAAUAUAUUUCCUAACUAAAGGCAACGGCCACUUUUUACGAAAUUGCAACAGGAAUAUAUGUCAUUUUCAUCAAAAUAUGUAUUUUAAGACACUUAUUAUUCCAGAUGAGGAAGGACAAACAAAUUAUUGAACAUACCUAGACUGUGGAAACAACAACAACUCAGGUUCUAUCAAGAGUAAAAUAUGAACACUUCCUUGUUUCCAUACUUCUGUACCCUGCUUCGGAAACUCUGACAAUGAGUGAUACAUUUCCACUUGUCGCCAAUUUGUAAAUAAAAAUUCUUCGCACAUUUUCAUGCGAUUUAAGGCUGCAUUCCCGUUACGCGUUUUUCAUACGUGCGUAAACGCACGUAAAAGUUGAAUCCGCUUAAAAUUUCAUAUAAGUGCAAAUAACCUUAACAAAUACACAUUAAAUCAUACACAAAACUGAAUGCAGUCCUUUUUCUAAAUUUGGUUAUUUCAUAAGUACUGUAGGAUGUAAAGCGAAUUUAACUUUUACGUGCAUGUACGCACGUAUGAAAAACGCGUAACUGGACUGCAGCCUUAGUCGUUAUAUCGUUGCGUACAAGCACUACAACUUAAUCUUUCAAGAAACACUUUAUUUUCCAUGAACAAACCAGUAAAAGAGGACAAAAAAUCCUCUCGCAAUAUGUUGUGAACUCUUCGCAACACAAAGAACGGACAAUGUUCUAAGGAUUAUUUCGUACAAGUUUUAAUACUUUUUUAUGGUAUUAUUUGGCUGUCAAAAUAGUUUUUGUUCCCUUUUGUCCUUCAAUUUUCGAUCGUAUGACUAAAACAAACAAGACGUGACCAAAAUUAACCUAAUUAAAAAUCAAAUAAUUAGCAUGCAUUAUGCAGUUCUAUUAAAGUGUCAAAACAUUCCUCCCCAGUGCGGAAAACGUUAACAGCUCAACGUUUGAGCAACGAAAUUACUGUCUAUAUGCCUGUCUUUUCAGCGUUUUUUAACUGUGUCGUACUAAAGUUUCAUUCUGCUCGAGCUCUUGUCGGAUUGCAUUUAGGCAUAACUUCGCUAUGGGUCUUUCGUAGACUCCCUUCGACGUUCUAAUAUUUACUUUACGAACACGAUUAUCACCAGCAGGAAAUACUUCUUCCACCAACGCCAUUUUCCACUCACCUCUCUUGCGAUUCCCAUCGAUUUCUAAUACAAGAUCACCAACUCCGACAUUAUCUUUGUUCUCGUGCCACUUCGAUCCAAUUAACAAGUUUGGAGCGAAAUACCUCAUCCAACAUUGACAGAAUUGACAAACUCUCUUCUGAACACUUUUGCUGAGAUGCCUCGGGUGAGAUGCCUCGGGCUCCUUUUCUUCCCGUUGUGGAACACCAAAAUUUGGUCCUAUGAUCAGGUCGUUCGGGGCUGAUGGGAGGUUCUUCCCAAAUGUUGCUAGAUGCAGGGUAUAAGGGUCUGGAGUUCACCAGAAACGUUACUUCAGCUAAGUACGUUCUCCAUUGCUCUUCUGUGUAGGCUAUCAUUUUACAUGAACUCUCCAAUGCUCUUCGAACGGACUUUAUCAGCAAUUCCACGACUCCAUUCAUGUGACUAGCCUUAGGCACAUUCCAACACCAUUCGAAUGAAGUGCCAAAUUCUGAAACGCUGGAUUUAAUCUUCGAUAUGUCCCAGCUCUCCACCAUCUCCUGCAGGUAUUUUUAGGAACCAACAAAAUUCGUCCCACGGUCCGACCAAACUAACUUCGGAUGUCCUCUGAUACAUGAAAAUUAGACGGCCAGCCAGCCGAUCAAAAUAUGACUGUCGAUGGCAUUUUUUGUUACAAGCAAACAACAAGCGUUUUCUUAUAGCUUAGACACUGGUGAGUCACGUUUGAUAUGUUGCCACCUCUGAUUUUAAUGAACGAAGAGAAAAUUUUAAGGAUUUGAACAGUUUGCCUAUUAAAUUAUUAUACUCCCGAAAAAAUGUGAAAUUUGAAUUUCACUUAAAUUAGCAUCGUUUAUAUCGUUAGAAAGAGCAUAAAAAAGUACAUAUAAGACAUUUAAACGAGUAAUACGAUUUAUUUAGUCAAAUUCGAGUUAUGGACACUUAAAAAUAGGUAAAAUGCGGUGAAUGACGUCACAAAUCUGUUUUUUAGCAACUUUAAGCGCCCGUAACUGAAAACAGGGUUAUAAUUCACACUUCUCACUUAAAUGUUCUAUAUCUACUUUUUUCCGAACUUUCUGAUUAUAUAGGUGAUUUUUGCUGAAAGUUGGUUUCAAAUUUCAUAAUUUAGUGAGUAUAGUAAUUUUAAUAGACAAAAUUUUCAGAUUCUCAAAAUUUUUCACUUUAAACUCAAUAUCAGAGGUGGCAACCUAUCAAACGUUGUUCUCCAGUACCUAAGCUAUACGAAAACGCCAGUUGCCAGCUUGUAACAAAAAAUGCCAUCAAUGACAUUUUAGAGACACUUUUAUUGAGGUUGGCUGGCCGUCUAAAUCUUCUGAAUUCUAUCAAGAACGUGUCUGUAGAUCUGUCCGUACAAAGUUCUAAGUGGAUUGUUCUUCUUGUCAUGCAUGUGAAUAUGCAGCAACAAGCCUCUUUGAUGGAUUUUCUUCCUAGUUUGAUUUCAAAUGGUCCGAAAAGGUCUAAAGCAGUGUUGGCAAAAACAGGAUGAUUAAUGUCUGUCCUGUAGACCGGUAGCAGUCCCAUAUAUUGUUCACAGGCUCUCUUUCGCAUCAGUUUGCAAGGAAUGCAGGCUUAGCUUUGACAUGAUUUCUGGCUACAUCACGUAGACCAAUUACCCAAUACCACCGUCUGAUUUCUACCAUCAACCGCUUGUAUCCACAAUGCGCCAGCUUCUGGUGAUGGUGUCGUAGCAACAAUUUAACCAAGGGAUGACUAUUCCAUAAAAUGAUUGGGUUUCGAAGUGCGUGGGGUAGUCGACGGGCAUUUUCCAAUCUUCCUUUAGCUUUCCAGAUUCCAUCUUUGUCUACGAAGGGAAUUAUAUUUUGCAUUCUUUUCCCGGUCACGUCCAUUCCUGCCUGUGACAUCUUGAUCAGUCGUAUCUCAGCAUCGUGCAGCUCAGGAACAGAGAUUGGUCCCUUGAUUUUCUUCUGGAGGAUAUUCUUGAUAGCUCGUACUGCCAACGCAGUCACUCGUCUUGCUUUGCGAAAGGGAGAUGAUCCAGCUAGAAUUCUGUGAAGGACUUCUUGAGUAUCCUCGUUAUUACCAACAAACUGUCCAGUGACUAUUGGCUCGUUGUUUCAGAUUUCGUCAACGUUAAAUGCAUUGUUCACUCCUUCAGUUUCUGAAGUGUUGUUCUGAGUAAGUUGUAAUAAGUCAAUCUUGCAUUUAGAUUUGCUCUUUCUCUCUAGGUCAGGUUGGACUGAGUUGGGUACGGUACUCGAUCGUUUAAAGUCAGGCCAUUCGUUUUCUGGCUUCUGGAUAAAUCGAGGACCAUGACGCCAUAACUGGAGGUCUUCAGGUGUUAUCCCUCUGGUGAGUGCGUCCGCUGGAUUUGCUUCCGAGUUGAUGUAAUUCCAAACAGCAGUUGGUUGAUUCUCCUGAAUCUCAACGACUCGGACACUCACGAAUGGUUUGAAUUCUGCUUGCGAGCUUUUUAUCCAGGACAAGGCUGUAGUCUUCUUCUUCUUCAGUGGUGCAACCAAGGUUUUCGCUGCAACGAAUCUGGAAAUAAAUUUGCCGUCCACCAAUUCCCACCGAAGGAAGAGGAUUCCACCUUAUCCUAACUCUCCCGCAUCUGAGAAUCCAUGGAGCUGUGAGCUUCCCACCGAGUUUUCAGGCUUUAGGCACCUUUCCAGGUGGGUACCUAGAAGGGCGUUCAUAAUCUCGACAUUCUUUUGCCAUUUGAACUUUUCUUCAGGUGGCAAUAACUCAUCCCACUGAUAAUAACCCGCGGCCCAUAGAUUCUGGAGAUCAAUCCGAAACCGAAUUGUAACUGGCGCCAUCAGUCCUAGGGAACCCACAGUUGAGACACCACACCAAGAGCCUUUCGUUUCAUACAAUAACUGAGAUCUGUAUACACUGUCUCUCUCUUGAAAGCAAUGUUAACAGCUUUCUUGUUCAACUGAUGGCCCAGUAGACUCACCGGAUUCUCGUUACCAUCUUGAUCAAUCUCUGGGCUAUUGCUGUGCCAUGCCUUGAUGGCAUACUUGCCUUUGCCCAAAAUGGUAUCGAUACCAUCGACCACUUUCUUGACAUUCUCUGGUGAUGUCUCCGAACCCGCGACGUGAUCAACAUAAGUAUGCUCCUUUAGAAUUCUUGCUGCUUCUGGAAAUUCGACUUGAGCUCUAUCAGCGAGAAGAUUAAUGGCAUUGAUGGCAAGGUCUGGAGCUGGAUUAUCUCAAAAACUAAGGCGUACCCAUUGAUACACAUCAGGCUCUCUGUCAUUUCUCCGUCUCUCCAAAAGAAUCUGUGGUAUUUCUCCAGCCAAUCAACACAUCAAAUAAGGAAUUCAUAAGACAUGGUCCUUUGUCAAGAGCAUCAUUGAGGGAAAGUCCGUCCAUUUUGGCUGCUGCAUCGAAAACUAAUCUGCACUAGGUAGUCUUGUCGGGACUUUCCACUUCUCCAAUCGGUAGAUACCAAUCCGGCUACUCCGGGUCUACUUCCUCUUGUUGCAGCUUAAAUUAAUGACCACUUCUCUGUCGACCAAAGCUUUUACUUCCUUGUUAAACGCCUACAACUUUCCUUUCUUUACCAGCUGCCUUUCUUUCGACACCAUUCGUUCGAAGGCGACAGACCGGUUGUUAGGUAGAUUGGGAUGUCCUGGUUUCCAAGGCAUUCUUACUUAAAUUCUUCCAUCAUCCAAAACUCUAGUAGACUCCCGAACAUGUCGAAUGAAUGCAAAUUCUCGCAUUUCCUUCUCAGAGCAUGUACAGUAACGAGUUGGUUUGAUUCCUAAUUGAUCUUGGAAAAUCAAUUUCUUUAUGUCCUGGUCCUUUGUUAUGUCGUCAAUAGUUUCAACAGCAAAAAUUCCAUGUGUACCAUUCUCUUCAAAAUUACCAAGGACUGACCAGCCAAAGAUGUUCUUCUUUGCAAUCGGUUCAACAGCUUUACCCGCCAGAACUUGAAAAUCACGAUGUGCUUCCGGUAGAUCUGUUCCCAAUACAAUGUCCACUGGACCGCCAUUUAGAUGUAGAUCUUCUAGAAUUCGAACAAGGUGAGGAAAUCUGACUACCACUUUCUUUGAAACAGUUUUAGCUGCUUGGCACGGUUUCUUGACUGAAUAAGCUCUCACAUUGAAUAGAAUAUCUUCAUCAAAGCAGGGCGAUAUCUUUAAAUCAAACGCAGCAGAAUCUUCAACUCUAAUCCCACCGCCUGCAACAUACAUCUUCAUCUUUUUUAUUUCUCCGACCAAACCGAGCUUGUCCGCAAACUUUUCCGAAUGAGACUUUUAUUAGAACCACUAUCAACCAUGGCAAGUCCUUCAAUAGAGUUCCCAUUGUCACUGUUCACUUUGACUUUUUGAGUUGGUAGAUUUGCAGUUCCUGCAUUACCAGCUGAAAUAGCACCAACCUGAUUGGACUUUCCCGUGCCUGUAGCUCCCUCUUGAUCUGGUUUGAAUGGUUGUGCAUCAGGGUUCAGAUUGCCGUGGUCCACUUGUUUUGGAUCUUUAUGCAAUAGGUAAUGAUGUGGUCUUUCACAACUUUUGAUAUCACAUGUCGGUGUCCAGUUCGCAGACAUUUUUUACAUCUCUUGGACUGAAUCACCACUUCCCACUUUUCUUUCACUUUCAUCUUCUUAACCGCUGGACAAUAACCUAAACCAUGUUGUUGGGAACAACCCAAACUACAAUUGUAACCACCAUUGUAACCACCGUCCACAUUAACUGGAUAAAACCCACUUUUUGAAGAGCGUUGAUCCGAUUGACUACUUGUCAUUAUUUUUGCCUCUUCUUCUAGGUAUUCCAACAAGGUAUGCAGGCUUUCAAUCUUCUUUGUAUCAAUCAUACUCCGUGCGUAAGCUCUUUGAUCUUCUACCGUCAAGUUCGCCAGAAUAUCAGCAAACACAUAUCUACCUUUGGCUUCGUCAGAUGCUCUAACAUCCUCCAUUCUGAGAAUAAACCCACGAACUGUUGCGACCAAAUUCCGAAUCGACUUUGCAUCUUUGACCUUCAGGGGUUUCAUUGUUUUGAUAUCAUUCAUCAAAAUUUUAAUCAACUCUUUGCCGUUUCCAAAUAACUUGUCGAGAAAUUCCCAUAUUGCUUUAGUUGUAGUAAAACAUUCAAUUUCAUAUCUCAAGGGGGGGGGGGGCUUGGAUAGCUUCAAUCAAUCUUGCAAGUUGACUUCGUUCAAUUUCAUAAUUUCUCUUUAUAGUGUCCUCGAAAAUUCUUUUCCAUGUUCGAUAAUUUUUAAUGUUUCCAGAAAAUUGUGGUACCUUGAUUCCAGUGUUGUAAAGAGUCGAGUCAUUGACUCUGAUUCGAGUCAACUCGAGUCGAGUCGCUAUUUUCAGCGACUCGACUCAGUCCAAUACGAAAAAUAACUCGACUCGAGUCAACAGCCCCAAAUGACUUGACUCGGACUCGAUUUGCUGAUUUUGCCGUAAAUGACUCGAUUCAACUCAUCUACAACUUGUACAGAGUAAAUUCAUCACAAUUAUUGUGAUUGUAUUAUUUGGGAAGAACAACGAGCCCUGUAAACAAUGAGAACUUUGAAACUUUAUCAGGAAAUAUAUGGGAUUUGCAUAGAAUAUAUUCCAGACGGGCAUACCUAUAUUACAUUUCUGUUUUUAGAAACAACGCUAGUGCCACAGUUUUUUAAAAUUAAGUCUCAAAAUGUUUUGUACUUAUACUAAUUCUGACAGGCUAUUUUCAUUUUUGGUAUUUAUGAAGGGCUAUAUAAUUUCAAAUCAACUUACCCAGCGUUGUUAAUUAAAGUCUAUUCUUUGUUAAUUCUGACUCCAGUUGCAAGUUUUGCUAGUUGUAUGUACGUACACUCGAUCAGCAGGUAUAAUGAGACAUCUCACGUUGUUGACUGGAACUGUGAUAUUGGCACAGCCUAUAGCUGCCCAGAUACUGUUAUUAAUUUAAAUGACUAAAGUAAUUAGUUUAAAACGCAAAUUUGAUUACUAAUUUCCGACAGCAAGCUAGGGUAGCUCAAGUAAAGUCUAGAAAUUGACUCGACUCGACUUAAAUCAGUGACUCGACUUGACUCGAGUGAAGACGCUGACUCGACUCGACUCGAGUGAAGCCCCUGACUCGACUCGAUCAAAAACUGAAAUGACUCGACUCGACUCGUGACUCGACCUUUGAGUGACUCGACUCGACUCGUGACUCGACCUGUAGGUGACUCGUUACAACACUGCUUGAUUCUCUCCAGAUUAGACCUGUGUUGUUUGGGUUCCAUUUCAGUCGCUAGUCCCUUUGAUGUUUGAUCUACUUCACAUUUUCGUCCAUAUUGUUCUAACUUUGAGAGUAAAUCGCCAUAUUUUGCAAUGAUUUUCGUGAUAAAAAUAUCAUGAUUUGUAAAAUCGGCUUCCUCAAUGUCAGCUUCGACCAUUAAGUCGGUAAUUCCAUCAUGUAUUUCUCUUACAGCUUUAUAUUUUACCUUGACUUCGCCAAAAGCCUCUUCAAGACUAUGUAUUUCUGCGCGAGCUUCUAGCACAAAUUCGAAGUUUUUUACUUCGUCGUCGAACUUUUUCCUCGCCGAACUUCUCUUCCGAUUUAACUCUUCAAUUUUAACCAUCGUUGAUGCGAUCUUUAACACUCGGCGUCUUUGUUUUCUAGCGUGUCACUAGCUACUCGAACGCGUUCGGAAUUGUUAUUCAUCUGGCAUAUUUCGCCCAAAAUAACUUCCCAUUUCGCUCUAUUAAUCAAACUAUUUUGACUGCAAAAUAGUUGUUGUUCCCCUUUCCUCGAUCGUAUGAUUAAAAACAAACAAUGCGCGUGACCAAAAUUAACCUAAUUAAAUAUCAAAUAAUUAGCAUAUAUUAUGCAGUUCUAUUAAAGUGUCAAAACACAAUGCAUAUUUUCAGCGUUCGAAGAAUCAAAAUGUUUGUUAAUUAAAGAAAUGCGCCCGCAAUAUUUAGACAGCUACAACAGAAUGCCCAGCUGUUAUUUGAGAUAUAAAAAAGGGUUUAAAUGUCUUUAAUGCAGGUUUUUGUAGGCUUUCUGAUGAUGCAAGUCAUUUUUGUUGUAAUUGAACACAAAAUUUCAGAUUUUCUUGCUGUAAUAUAUUUUAAUAGAGGAUAAUCGCUGAUUAUGAUCACUCAUUUUCCUAGCAUUUCUUAACAUUUCUAAAAUACCGCCUGCUGGGUUUGGCAGUGUAAUUUGAUAACCGCCCACUUUUUGUACUUGUCCAAUUAGCCAAUCAGCAAACACUAAAUAUAUUUUUAAAUAUGCUGGAAGUGCGACCAGCAUUGAACAUAAUGAUUUUUGAGACGUUCUCUGGUUGAAGAUUUUUUUUAUUUACGAGCUUUCGGUUGCCAGACUGCAGCCUUCAUAACUACCCGUUGAAGGCUGCAGUCUGCCAACCGAAAGCUCGUAAAUAAAAAAAAAAUCUUCAACCAGAGAACGUCUCAAAAAUCAUUACUAAAUAUAUUAUUAACAAUCAAACUUUCAAACUAUGUUAUUCUUUGUUCGCAAAAUUGCAAACAUAAAAUAUCGCGAAAGAAACGCCAUUCAAAGUUCCAAUCAGGACCUCUGAUUCACGACAAGAGGUAGAAAAGCAAGCGCGGAAAUGUAAUGACCACCGUCGUCUGUGUAUAAGUGUACUUUGAAACUAAAACACGGAGCAAUAGAGAAAAUAUCUUAUAUACCGUCGGAGAAUUUAUUUAUUAAGUCAAGCAAAGGAAACGAUUACGACAGUGGCAAAACCUUGGCCGAAUUGUGUUCAGUUCAUUUAGGAAUCGAAGUUAGUUCUACCUCGUAACUAUUCGACCGAGUUUGUAAACCGUGUGAGCGAAAGAUCCGAAAGGCAAACGAACUGAUUGCCUGAAAUCAAACGAGACAUAAACGCGUUGCCUGUAUACGUAUCGAACAAAUAGACUGUUGUAAAACGUCAGUUGCCAAUAACUGCCUCGUCUACCGAACGAAGCCGUGUGAUAAAGAAGGCCUUAAUAAAAAGUUCAGAAAGUGAAACGGCUAAUUGCAAGAAAGACUAUAUGGCCAUUUUUUGUUUUAUAAUAUUCUCGUUAUAUUUUUUUCGCGCUAACAGGCAACAAGAAAAAUGUAAAAAUCAAGCUUUUCCCAUAACCAGUACGCAGGUAGAACGGCCAAAACAUUCUUUUCAAGGAGUAAAUCUUUAACUGCUAUUUCUUGCUCGCGUGUGAGAUUUGAAAAUCAGUUCGCGUUUCGACUUUCGAGAACGGUCAGUUUUACAACAGCUAAGCAAAUUAAUAUUAUGUUACGUAUUAAAGAAACCUCUUCUGCUUCGCCUUCCAUGCCGUCUAUGCUAAUAUACUUUCAAAGCGUCAUUCAAAGCGAGCCUAGGCGAGCCAUCAUUCCGAGCUUUGGGUUCCAAUGUAUCUGGAAGUGAUUACAAAUUAUUUACGAGUUAAAGGAUAAUUUAGUUAAAAGGGGUUAUUUAGUUAAAAGGGGAUAUGACUCAUAUUUCGUAGAGAGCCAAUUUAGCAGGGUGAAGAGGAUUAGUAGGACCAGUUUGUUUACGCGUAAAGAUAGCCCUGAAACAAAAAAAUAGGAAUUGUUUCGUGCUCGAUUAUCACCCAGCUUUAAGUGCUCUCUACGGAAUAUUUAGGGAGUUACAACAAAUCGUAAGUUUGACCUGAUAUCUUUUUAAGCGUAAUGCCAGAACCACCUAUGAUAAGUUUCCGUAGAUGUAAAAAUCUUAAAGAUCGUCUAGUUCGAUCGAAGCUGUAUAAGGAAAAAUAUGCAGUCGUGGGUAUUUUAAAGUAUGGUAACAAAUGUAAAAACGUUGUGUAAAGCCCGACUAGGUACACUUCUCAGGUACAGGUAAAUACAGGUAAAUGUCAGUCCCUUAGUAUAAACACGGCUUAUGUAGAUACCUGCACAUUUAGAAAUACUGUUCAGCAUAGCAACACCAUCGCUCACCCCCUCCCACACCAUAAACGGUGUUAUGUCUUUGGCAAGCAACAUUUUGUGCACGUUUUCGACGAAACAACAUUGAACAGGGGGCGUGUUGGUUCAAUUAUCAUGUAAACUAGCACUAUUUUGCUAUUCUGUCUUAAGUGUUUUGUCAUGCACUGGUUGUAAUUUACCCCUAAAUUUGGCUCUUAUGCUUUUCAGCGACGUUUACAUGCGAUGUUCAUUUUGAGAAGAUUGGUUGUUAUAAAGAUUACGAGCAGGACAACGAACAUGUCCUGUCAGCACGUGUCCCAGGCGCCAGUAAUUACGUGGGACAACCUAUUGAUUGGUGGAACUACGAUGUUUUUCUUCCAAUGUUUGCCUGUGAAUGUGCUAAGAAGACCGUCGAAAAUGGAUAUAACACAUUUGGACUGCAGUAUUACGGUACCUUGAAUGCAUUCAACCAUAUUUACAAACUCAUCAGACCAUAUUCUUUUGUAUUUCGUCGGUUUUUAACUCCUCCGUAAUAACCUUCAAUCUAAAAGCAGGCGGUGGUAUUUGAUUUCUCCGGGGGAAAUACGGGGUUGAAGGUUAUUACGGAAAAAUAAUAACAGGGUAGCAGGUUAUUACGGAAAAAUAAUAACCGGGUAGCAGGUUAUUACGGAAAAAUAAUAACCUGCUAGUCUGCUACCAGGUUAUUGUUUUUCCGUAAUAACCUGCUACCAGGUUAUUAUUAUUCCGUAAUAACCUGAUACCCGGUUAUUACGAAAAAAUAAUAACCAGUUACCUGGUUUUACAUUUUCAAUUCAAGACCUGGCAUGAGUCUUGAAGUCGGGACUUGAAUUUGCAGGAAAACUCAAGACCCACAUCUCCUUUUCGACUAGAAAACGUUGCACGUCUUCUAAGUCGAGAAAACGUUGCACGUCUUCUAAGUCGAGAAAGAGACAACAGCCGUGUACCUCAGAAGCCCGUCAAAACUCUACCAUUAGGUAAGAGUAUCUAUCAUUCGGCGCACGAGGACUAGUUGGAUCAACCAUCACCCAUCAAACAUGCUUGUGCAGGGAAUUUAUAUAGUAAUAUCUGCUCUUUUGCUUGUGGGACGUGAAAUGAUAUACAGCGCAUGCUUAACCACAUUUUAAAGCGUGUUAAUGCGCAUGUUACACCUAGUUAUUUCGUCCCACAACUGCAGCGACCUCUCAUUGAAUUAAUACAGCUUGAAUUUUUAAUGAAGAAAACCUUCAAAAGAAUAUGGUCUGAUGAGUAUAUAAACAAGUUAAAAGCCGCGGGUAUCGGUUUUUAAUAAAAACCUCUCCCUUGGCUUUUAAUCUACAUAUCACUGUCUCCUUCGGGAAGCAGCACACUAAUAAAUCUUUGCGGUAUCUAGUCACCUCUUACGAACACUGUAAAAGGCAUGUCUGUUUGAUGUUUAUUUGUAUGAAAUGUGCAUGCGCACGACAGACAGUUAAAUGUUUCCUCAUUGGGCGCAAACAAAUCAAUAACUGUAAAUAUUAACCAAUCACAUUUUUACAUGCAGAAAUUAGGCGACGUUUAGUUACUGUACGAAAGCUCAGUGUUCCUGUAAAUUAUCAUUCUAUGUUCGUUGACCGACUACCACGCAUGCUUACUUUCCCCAUGGACUUAGACAUGACUCUUUUAGCGAGUGCAUGUUCAUUGUGUAUUGCAAUUAAUGACAAGGCAGUAAUUUUUUAGCUCUACCGUGUUUAUGCAUACGUUGCAGCUCUCCUUUAAGAUUCGGUACAUAAUAGGUUUCAUCCUAUCAGUGUGAAAAUAAUAAAAAACCUUUUAUUUGCACAGGUGAAUGCUGGACAGGACAGAAAUUUGAAGAGAAACAUUACAUUGCGCAGGGUGAAACUACUAACUGUAUCAACCAAUGUUACCAGAGCUGCACAAAGUGGAAUCGAUUCUGUAUUGGAAGAAAUUUCGUAAACACAGUUUACCGCAUUAGUGAGUAAAAACCUUUUUGCGUUGGUUUUGAAAGGCAUUCUUAUAAUGAGUUUUUAUAACGACGAUAAUCCUCCAUGCAGACGGGUUUCCAUAUGAUCGUUACUAUACUGUUUCAAGUCAUAUAAUAGAACGAUAAUUGGUUUGAAAUUGUUGCGUUUACUAUCUUUCUGACUUGCCAGCAAUCAGUCUUCAUUGAUUGUUGAAAUAUAUCAACAUUCAAUGACGCCGAUCACCUUAAUUUGUUGAUCACAGUUACGACUAUAGAGGAAAACCAUCAUUUUGAAAAUUAGAACCAGGAAAUACCAUUUCGUGCGAAUUGGGCAUUCAAUUGUGCGCACGAGUUUGACUUGGAGGAGGGUCAAAACCUUCACAAAUUUACCAUAGUUUAGCCAAAACUCGUGAUUGAUGACGAUUUUAUGAAGUAUCACGCAUUAAUACAUCCUCUUUAUACAUUUGUAUUGCGUAUAUCAUCAACGGUCAUCUUCAAAUCUACGAUGUACAUCUAUAUAUAUAUAAAUAUAUAUAUAUAUAUAUAUAUAUAUAUAUAUAUAUAUAUAUAUAUAUAUAUAUAUAUAUAUAUAUAUAUAUAUAUAUAUAUAUAUAUAUAUAUAUAUAUAUAAUAUUUGAUUUCGUUGGUUAUAAAAACUUUUGGCAAAGUGCUCAAUGGAAAACCAGAGCAUAUUUAAAUUAAGGUACAACAAAUCAACAAAAUCCACUGGGCAUCUUUAUUACUAAAUAGUUUCGUACCACAGUAUGUGGCACUCUUCAGAUAAAUUGACCUAAUAUUAGUUCGAUAAAUUGACCUAUAUUAUAUAUAUAUAUAUAUAUAUAUAUAUAUAUAUAUAUAUAUAUAUAUAUAUAUAUAUAUAUAUAUAUAUAUAUAUAUAUAUAUAUAUAUAUGUAUAUAUAUAUAAAUAAAUAUGUGUGGGAAUUGAAAAAUCGAAACAUCCAUUAUACAAUCAAAUGGAAACUAUUGAAACGAGCUAAGCCUUAUAACUGUGCUUCAAAUAGAUGUAAUUUGUGUUUAUGGGAGAAAUACUUUAUUAUUUGUCAGCCUAAAAUGGCCACUUUAAACAAACGUAAUGAGUUAGUACAUUUAAAUAUACCGCGGUGUGUUAAUCUUUCCGCGUCCUGUCAGCUUAUCACAUAAGCUUAUCACAUAAGUCUCAUCCACUUGUACAUAUAACCUUGUAAGUUUUAGUCUAUACUCAUUAGGUCAAUUUAUCUGAAGAGUGCCACACUGUGGUACGAAACUAUUUAGUAAUAAAGAUGCCUAGUGGAUUUUGUUGAUUUGUUGUACCUUAAUUUAUAUAUAUAUAUAUAUAUAUAUAUAUAUAUAUAUAUAUAUAUAUAUAUAUAUAUAUAUAAAAGAGUGCUCAAUACUACAAAUAUUGAGCAGAGCGAAUUAAUUUGUUAUCUUAAAAUGUUUCAAUUUCUCGCUACUUUAAGUUUCAUGUCACUAUUUGUGACAAUCAUCAGGUGGUAUAUAUAUAUAUAUAUAUAUAUAUAUAUAUAUAUAUAUAUAUAUAUAUAUAUAUAUAUAUAUAUAUAUAUAUAUAUAUAUAUAUAUAUAUGUGAAGUAAAGAUCUCAGUUAACCAGGUCUCUAGUUAACAUCGCAUUGCUGUCUGAAUCCCUAUAGUAUAGUGGUAAAACAACCAAACCGGCAAUCGGGAGACACGGGUUCGAUUCCCGUUGGGAGUUCAGAUAUUUUCUGAAUACAAGCUUGAGCAACAAUCUUUACUUCACAUAUAUCCAAGCUUACAACAUGUACUAGACUUAGUAUAUGAACACACAAACACAAAUAUAUAUAUAUAUAUAUAUAUAUAUAUAUAUAUAUAUAUAUAUAUAUAUAUAUAUAUAUAUAUAUAUAUAUAUACAUGCAUUUUUAUAUGAUGUAUAAACAUCAUACGAACAAAUUAAAUACCUAUAUAUCAUUUACACAAUUAAAAGGGAUUAUGUUGCACACAAGGUAAAAAACUCAUUGAGCGCCAAAGAAUUAUAUUGCCCCUGUGAGGUGAACACACGAUAAAAAGUUCUCUAUAAAUUGAUUAGAGACGCCUGCUACGAAAAUCGCGUUUGAAAGUAUUGAAAGCCGAAUAUUACAGUUCCGUUUUUGAAUAAAAAAACGAACUAUUGCUGUUUAUUGUGCAGAAAUUAAUGCAGAAUCGAACAGUGUUUCUGAAUUUGCAUGUAUUUAUUAUAAGUGAGGAUUUUAGUCAUGCGGAUGGAGAAUGACAUGACCAAACCACUCUAAACGGCCAUACUGUGCAUGCAUGCAUGCAAGCGGCAAGUAUCCAAUGAGAAUCCAUGUGUUUCCAGCAUAAAAUAAUAACGCUAGUCAUACUCUUCGGAAAAAGCAUGAAUAAGAAUUAAUAUAACACGUGUAUAUGAAGAGCACAGUUGCUUGGUAACAGGCCAGUAAUGGAAGGAAAAUUUUGUUGGGUUUUUUUAUUGUUGUUUUCCUUUUCCUUAAAAAAGUCGGGAAGCCGAAGAUUUUGAACUAUUUAACAAAUGUAAAUGGGAGCCAUGUGCCGUAUCUUGGCGCAACUACGUAAGAGCAUACUGUUUGCAAGAAGACUAUAAGUAUAAUGCUUAUUUUAAUAUUUUUUUAAUAAUUGGCCGGUUACAACCAGCAUGACUGCCAAGACAGCUAGUUUUGCCACUAUCAACGAUAGCCUUUUGAAAUCGAGUCGCUGAAACACACGACAUUUUGAGAGCACGUUUUGCUUAAGAAUGGGAAGGUGACAAUUUGUGAAAUUCCAGAAUUCAAUGGAACACAUUAAUCCUGUGAAAUAAGAUAUCAAUUUUGAAUGAGUAUAUCCACUGGUUGCUCAAAAAUAAUCACUUCAUCCAAAUCAUUCGAUAUUCAUCUAAUAUGAUCGUUGGGGCCAACCAGAAGACCUAAUUUACAUAUAUAUAUAUAUAUAUAUAUAUAUAUAUAUAUAUAUAUAUAUAUAUAUAUAUAUAUAUAUAUAUAUAUAUAUAUAUAUAUAUAUAUAUAUAUAUAUAUAUAUAUAUAUAUUUGCAGGGUGUAUCAAAAUAAACGCAAUUCAUAUUUUGUGCUUAAUAACUUUCGAAAUACUAUUUCUAGUUAAACGCUUUUAGGUUUACUUCAAAGCCUGUUCUUUUCUCUUUCAAACAAACUAUUAUCCUUGUCUCCAAUGCUAGUAAUAAUUGCACAAGAAAAGAUUUAGUAAAACCUAUCAUUUUUAGUUGCUGUUUAGUUAUGCAAGUUUACUAUGUUAUUGUUUAUAGUCAGUUUAAAUGUUAGAAUUUUCUUCUUUAAACUUUAAUGUUGUCGUCACUACAUCUGGAAAACCACGUAAGAACAAAUUAAAAGUAUUUUAAAAGAGACCAGGUUGUUUGAAAAUCUUAAACGAAUGCUAAAAAUCGUCAAAACACUCUGGUGUCUGAGCCAGAGUGUCAUCGAAUUGCGAUGUAAUGUAAACAGAAAUAAUAGCAAGUUGAUGUCAGUCAGCUUGGAUGGUCCAAGCCAAAAUUAUAUCGCAUUUGAAGUUUAAAACUGUGUUAAAAAUAGUGGAAGAAAAGCCGUAAUUAUACUUAUUGUUACAAUCCAUUUAAUAAAAUGCAACAUUUUUUUGUUUUAAUGAAAAAAUCAGUUAUUUUCAUGAUUUGUUAUUCCAUCUCAAUUUUUUUAAUCUCCAAUCGCAAUAACGUAAAGUAUUAUUAGCCGCGAACCAAUGAGUCAAAUUUAAGAAACAACCCACUGUUAGAAAGCCGAAUGGCUACGCUUUAAAAUGAAUGUAAACUUUAACGUUUUCGUCUAUUAUGUGUUUAGCAAUUUACAUUUCAGUCGAGGAUUGCGCUUUUUUUGAUACACCCUGUAUAGCCUGUUGAGUUGGGUUACUGCUUUAGGGAGAGGGAUAAUAUAAUUGGUGUAAUUUAUUUAGAAAUACGCCAAUUUUUCCUACUGGAGAAGAGCAAACUAAAUUUAAACGCUGUUCCCAAUUUCAAAAAAAUAUUCUCUUAUACACUUGUUAAUUUGAACCCCAACCCUUCCACCCCCGAGUUUAUGCGUGGGUUUUAACAUUUGUCAAGUGUUAAUAUCCCCCCCUGAAAAUAUUCUUCAAAUGAAAUAUUACCCGGUUAGCCGGACAGGAAAAAUCCAGGAUUUCCCUUUUUCAUCCAAUGUACGUUUAAGAUGUAUUUCAAAUGUUGCACAACAAUCAACACUUGAUUGUUAAUUAACAAAUUUUUACACUCGUAUCGGAAAAAGUUGCGCAUGCACUUCUGUCUGUGCAACUGUUUUUCAUUUUUGUAUUAUUACAUUUUUGGUAGGUUGCCAAUUACAUUAUACUAAAAAUAAUGUAUCGCCUAAAAUUGUAGUGCUUGAGGAUUGUGAAUAAGCAUCACCUAAUUCACUAAAUUAAAUAAAUCGGUAAUUAAAUUCGGUUUUCCACGAGAGAAGGAAGUUACAUUAGGCUAUAUAGCAGGCGCGUCGAGACUACCUUGUGAAUUUAUUUCCCACAAAAUCAUUGCUUACGUUGAUUUAUUGUCUUCUUUGGUCCGUAGACUCUUAUAUGCUACAGAAGCUUUGAAAGGGUUUCUGAAAUUGAUAAUCAACGAAAUUUUAGUACUGAAAUGACAAAUUGAAAAAUUAUCUGAGUCCAGAAUGCGAGUUCAUGAAAUGUCCGGUAUUAUGCCCGGUUUAUAACGAUUCUAGUAUAUCAAAUUACAUUAGUUUAAAUAUAUUAUAAAUUUGAUUCAUUUUAGCUCACCCUGACUGUGAAGUGAAAUAUGUAAGCUUGGGCUGUUACAAGGCGGUUGACGACAACAACAACAAUAUGGCAAUGCCGGAGCUUUUGAUUAAUGAAAUAUCCCCAGCCAGUGACAAAUUUUAUGGCUAUAUGUUGGAGUUUGAUGAAUCCUGGGAGACGAUGUACUCACAAUUGUUAUGUCGUUGUGCACGAGCCACUGAAGAUAAAGGAUACGCGAACUUCGCCAUUCGAAAUAAAGGUAAUAUAUUUAUCUUGAGCAUUUUUGGAGAAGGCAUGGUUAUAUGUUACUUAUAUAAAUACAAUGCCUUCGUGUUCAAGGGAAUUGCGUCUGAUAUUAUAUAUUUUCUUUAUAAAAGGUUUUUAUAUCAAUUCUUUACAAAAAUAAAUUGAAAAAUAGUCGCGUGCGUUCGUCUGUAUAUUUUCGAGCGGUAGCUAGUUUUGGGCUAAACCUAGUUCAACUGUUCAAAUUUGAUAAGUUAAUAAGAUAUUUCAGACAAUUCCUUCUCAUUUAUAUACUGUUUCACAUAUCAAUUUAUAUUGUCUCUCCAUUUUUGUAAGUUCUACUGUUUUUCAAGCUCUUUGUUUCCGACUAAUUUUUGAAUUUCAUCCAUUGAAAAGAUAAUUGAAUACAUACAAAACAGCUCAACGAAGACAUUUCCAAUGCAUUCCUUAGAUUUCUGUGCAAACAGGUUACAGCUGGAAUGUUUGGGGCUCCGUCCAAUAACAGGUUCCACGAAAAGCAGUGCAAGUACCUGCCAAUAACAAACAGUUUUUCUGCGAACUCGAUGAGUAUAUGAGCUGAUAGCCGACGUGGUGCCUAGCAGUGAGUUCGCUAUCAGUCGUAUAUAUCACUAGAGUGAGUAGAACAACUGUUUUUUUAUACGGGCAACUAUAGCAUUUACAGAUUCUUCAGGAUGAAAAUAUUUGACAGCUAAUUUGGCAAUCCACACAGUUUGGUCUAUACCCGAGGAAACACGGCUGAAAACUGAAUUUUUCAAUCAUCGGCACUUCAAACAUUGCUAAAAUUUGUUAUCUAAUUUAUUGAUAAAAUUUGAUCAAAAUUAUUUAAGAUUUUUAGACAAACAAGUGCUUGUUGAUUUAACUUGUAUAAAAUGUUCCUGACUUUAAAUUUGUCAAAAAGAUUUAUUUUGUGCUGAUAUACAUAUACUAUAUCGGCGUUAUUCUUUUUCAAAAACAUAUGUUUUAAUUAACCUUAUAAAAUUUUAAGUUUUAUUUCCUAAUAGCAUACCUGCAAAAGUUGCUGGUAGUUUUUUUACUGUGUGUUUAACCCUAUGUUCAGGCUAUAAAAGCGAAUAGCUUGCUGUUUUCUCGUUCGCGAAACUCCGUUAGGUUGUGCAUGAGCGGCCAUUUUGUUUUCAGUCUGUACUAUAUAUCAGGAAAUGAGCUAAUAUCCUGUUAGUUGCAUGAGAGCCAAUCAUGUUGCAGAAAAGCUUAUAUCCGUAAAAAAGAUAUCUAUAUAACAACUAGAAAUAUUCGUAGGUGUUUGGCCAACGAGAAAACGAGAACAAGGAACAGUGAAUAAUAUUUCGACGUAUUGCGUACAGAAAAUCGUCUUUUUGAAUCCGGUAUUCUUGAUCCCACCUCUCAUAUGUUAAAAUUAAUAGGUACUGAACGUCGGAGAUCAUAUUGACGUUUAUUAAAAACGUAGACAGUGUCUUAUUUUGUGUAUCUAAUCAUUGGAGUUUAAUUAGUUUUAGAUGAGUGAUAUUUUUUCUAAUCUUUCAUCAUAGGCGAAUGUUGGAGUGGACCAAGUUCUGGUCAGUCGUAUAGUCUAUAUGGCCAAAGUGACAACUGUAUCCGUAAUGAAACUGAUCCAUGUGUGGACAACAUCAAAUGCGCUGGAGAUGAAAAUAGUAUCAAUGUAUACAAGUUAUUGGGAAAUACUAUUCACGUGCUCGGAAAAAAAUAGAUAGGUCUACAAUAAUUCAGCGAAAUUUGAAAAAUUUCUAAUCACGCUUUAAUAUUCUAUCUGAACUUUCUUUAUUGUAUUGCUUUACUAUAUGUUGGUAAUUUACAACCCCCCGCUUGAAUUACUAUUAAUAUAAAACAUUACAUAACUAGAUAUAGACAUGCAAGAAAUAAACAGUUAUAAAUAAAAUGUUCGAAAAGUUAAUUCUGGAUGUGUUCCUUCCAUAGUUCG
Molecule: messenger RNA, 28034 nt
Organism: Paramuricea clavata
Lineage: Eukaryota; Metazoa; Cnidaria; Anthozoa; Malacalcyonacea; Plexauridae
Source: the annotation of a GenBank genome assembly